AUUCUUGAAGUUGAUCGGUCAUGGGAAAUAAGCCAGCAAAGCCGAAGAGAGAUGAGGUUCUUCUGAAGAUUGUGCCUCCUUUGGAUCAAGCAUAUACCCGUUGGCUUGCUAAGGACCUUGAGAGAAUUUAUGGCUUCACUCCAAGAAACCCUCGUGCUGUAAGGCCACCGGAUCAUUACAUUGAAUACAUGCGCUUACAGGGAUGGUUGGACGUCAGCUUAGAUGACCCUGACCUUGCGCGUCUACUUAAAUAAUGGAGUAAAUCAACUGCAAUAUUCUAAGAGCAUGUAUAAACUUGAGCCAAACCUAAAGCUUCAAAUUGAUAGUUUUCUGUACUGGUACAGUGAGUUUCAGAUUCUGAGCAAUGGUGUGAUUUAUGAAAUGGAAAUCUUGUCAAAUAUCA
Capsicum annuum is the source of this 403-nucleotide messenger RNA. RefSeq lists its product as uncharacterized. NCBI's taxonomy places the organism in Eukaryota, Viridiplantae, Streptophyta, Magnoliopsida, Solanales, Solanaceae. Bases 21 to 254 code for a protein of 77 amino acids. The record is from RefSeq and is a predicted model, not a curated record. The transcript has a single exon.